CAGGGACAGAACCUGUGACUAUGAAGUCAUUGCAAUUCCUCGCUGCAGAGGGCUUCAUCCGAAGCGGUCCAGCUGCUAUGGAGAAUCUCAGUGGCGUGUCCUUUAACCUCUACCCACUUCUCUUCAAGGCCUGCUACCUUCAUGAGCAGGCAGACAUGCUGCAUGCACUGGUCCAGACGUGGCCCCUGCGUGAACUUAACAUACAGAAGCUUUUGGGAAAAACUGCAGGCUGUCAGAUGGACCUCACCUCCCGCACCUGCCGGCUUUGUCUUGAAGCUCUAUUAACAGGCCUGAAGGAUUACGUGCUGAGUCCUCCCAAAACCUAUGCCAAGAGUCUUCAUCUGGUGGACCUGACAGCUCUGAAGGAUGUUGAGCACCAGGCCUGUCCCUGCAGGUCCACUCUCGGGCGAUGGGCAAGAACCCAUCUCUUAACCCAAAUGUGCUAUGAGACCAUGGUGGCAAUGCAAGCCAGUGAUGUAUCCAUAUCUGCUUUUGAAACUUCCAUUGAUGUCCAUUUGAAUGGCUUUGUCACAGGCCGCAGCUAUGAGUUGGUGGCCCAGGCCUUCCUCCUCAUCCGCUACUGCCCACUAAAACUUCGCUUUGUAGGUUUUCGGGCUGAUUCCCUUGCUCUCAAGCAGCUCUUUUAUGUUCUCAGACUAGCAGAGCCAAAGUGUAUUUCAAAGCUUGAGGUGGUCCACAAUGUUCCCCUAGAGGCUACACACCUGGAGGUGUUGCUAUCGAGGGUAGAGUUUCCCAAACUGCAGUCUUUGACCCUGCCAACUGGGGCUUUGGAUGUGAGGAGGCUGGGACGUGAUGAUGAGGAUCUGUUAGCCACCAUUGGCAGACUGCUGGCACAGAUCAGGACUCUAACAGAGCUCUGUGUGGGUUUCUCCACUCUCACCGGACAUUUGCGCAGACUGCUGAGUCCUCUGGACACUCCACUGCAGUGCUUAGAGUUGGCCAACUGUGGCCUGAACCGUGUGGAUAUGACGUACUUGGCCAACAGCCUCCACAGUGAGGCUUUGGUCCGCCUGGACAUCAGCGGGCAUGACAUCAUUGGCUCUUUCUCCACUGCUUUCCACAAACUGCUCCACCGAUGCUCAGCCACACUGGUGAGCCUGGCUCUCGAGGAAUGCGGAAUAGAAGACGAGCACAUGGACAUAUUUACUAAUGCUCUAGGUUGCUGUCAGGCUCUGGAAGAGCUCAAGUUCAUGGGAAAUCCGCUGACAUCUGCAGCUCUGCAGCGGCUCUUCUCCAUGCUGGCUGCAGGGUUUUCCAAGUUAAAGUAUAUAGAAGUACCUGUUCCACGUGAAUGCUACCCUGAAGAAGUUACCUAUCCACUGGAUGACUCAGCCUUGCUACAGUACAACAAGGACUUGUUUCAGGAGAUCAGGGACCAGCUGAUGGGGAUCCUGGCAGGUGCUGGGAAGGGGAGUGUGGAGGUGUGCACUCCGCUGAUGGGGGCCUAUGACCCAGACAUCAAUGAAACCAGCAAUGAGCUGGGAGUGUGCAUGUUAACAUCUUUUAAUAGUGUCAUUGGGACAUUUAUAGGCACCAUAAGUGAAGUGGAUUCCAGGAGAUCACAGAAAAAUAACUAAUGGUAUUUGCUAUGGCUAAGUAAGGACAGGAAGGAAUAGGCAGACUAAAGCACAGUUAUUGGAUCUGGUGCACGAAUCCACACCUACUGUGUGAACCGAGGACCUGUUUCAGAAAGGAUAUUUAACAAAUUCAGCCUCAUACGAAGAUGGGAAAUUCAGGAGUUUCAACACAGAUGACCAGAGUUGGUUAUCUCAGAGUCUGUACUAUGACUUCAUGAGUCCCUGGUUAUUGACAAAAUCCAUUAUCAUUGGGGCUGAGAUGAUUCACCAUGGCAACAGAUCAUGAAGAGCUGCAGUUUUAGUUUAAAUGAGUAAAAAAUACAUGCAA
Molecule: messenger RNA, 1926 nt
Organism: Sphaeramia orbicularis (orbiculate cardinalfish)
Lineage: Eukaryota; Metazoa; Chordata; Actinopteri; Kurtiformes; Apogonidae
Gene: lrrc14b
Product: leucine rich repeat containing 14B
Exons: 3
Coding region: 21-1598 (525 amino acids)
Biological process (GO): negative regulation of DNA-templated transcription; negative regulation of cell differentiation; positive regulation of cell population proliferation
Cellular component (GO): cytoplasm
Source: RefSeq, a predicted model, not a curated record